CGCAACUUUUUCCACUUCUGCAGUCGUCCAGGUGCACUAUGGGCCCCACCGAAACCGAGCGUUGCAUCGAGUCGCUGCUGGCCGUCUUCCAGCGCUACGCUGGGAAGGAGGGAGAUAGCAAGACUCUCUCCAAGAAGGAAUUCAAAACAUUCAUGGAUACGGAGCUGGGCUCUUUCACCAAGAACCAGAAAGAUCCAGGCGUCGUCGACCGUAUGAUGAAAAAGCUGGACAUGAACAACGACGGGCAACUGGACUUUUCCGAGUUCUUGAACCUCAUCGGGGGCCUGGCGCAGGCCUGCCAUGAACACAUGGCAUCUGCGCCCGCCCCCCCCAAAAGACACUGAAGGCAUCCGGGCGAUUUCAAAUCUUGUCAUCCAAAGCAUUCCAAAAAUCAGGGAAGGAUGUGUGCAAACUUCCUUUACUUUUUGUUUUCCUUGUUAAAAAUUUGAAUAAAAUCGAGAAUGAAUAAAAA
Molecule: messenger RNA, 472 nt
Organism: Thamnophis sirtalis
Lineage: Eukaryota; Metazoa; Chordata; Lepidosauria; Squamata; Natricidae
Source: RefSeq, a predicted model, not a curated record